GAGGGGCAGAGAGAGAGACACACACACACAGAAUCUGAAACAGGCUCCAGGCUCCGAGCUGUCAGCACAGAGCCCGAUGUGGGGCUCAAACCCACGAACCAUGAGAUCGUGAUCUGAGAGGGUCAGACGCUUAACUGACUGAGCCACCCAGGUGCCCCGAUUUACCUAUUUUUUAAAUGCAUUUUUGCCCUUUGCCCCUGCCCCCACCUCUCUGGGCAGGGCCCAGGUUCCCAGCCUGGGUCCUUGUCCGGGAGUGGCUGUUGGAAGGGGACCUGGGAGAGGGGAGGGGGACGCUUUUGGGAUGGGGCUUCUCGAGGGCCCAGGUGAAGAGCAGGACACGGCUUUUCGUGAGGUGGCCGAGCGGCAGGAAGGAAGCUCUGACUGUGACCUGGAGAAGCGCAGGCACAUACAUACCACGUCAGGUGGCGGAAAGUCACGGAGGAACCUGAAGUGGCGUUAGGGCUGUGACUUUGUACACGGUAGCCUGGGGAGACCACUCUGAAGACAUUUAGGCAGAGACCUGAAAGGCGGCGCGGGGCUCCAGGGUAGAGCCUCCCCGGCAGACGGGCAGCAUGUGAGGUGUAAAGCCUGGGGCCCCCCAGCAGAGUGACCUGUCCCUGACAGUGAGCCGGUCAGGAUGUGUCCAAAGCCUUGAGCAUUAAAGAAAGAAAAGGCGGGGGAGGGGCGCCUGGUUGGCUCAGCCCGUUGAGCCUCCGACUCUUGAUUUAGGCUCAGAUCACGAUCUCACGGUUUGUGAGUUUGAGCCCCAAGUCGGGCUCCGUGCUCACAGCGUGGAGCCUGCUUGGGAUUCUCUCUUGCCCUGUCUCUCUCUCUCUCUCUCUCUCUCUCUGAUUCUCCCCUACUGGCGCGCGUGCGCGCGCUCUCUCUCUCUCUCUCUCAAAAUAAAUAAACUUAAAGGAAAAGAGAUGAGCCCCAGAUUGGUGAACUCUAACCAGCACCCCGUAUGGCCUGUGUGUGAUUUCAGGUGGAAGGGGGCAGCAGAGGGGCCGGUGAUUUGGGAGGACCAAUUCUGCCUUCCAGGGUGUCUUCACGGCCACUCAGGAAGGUCCCUGGACUCAGCUGAGUUUCCUGGGGUGGUGUCUGUCACACCCUCCCCUGCCGGUAUUGAGCCCGUGGGCGUGAGGCUCCGGUCUGGGAGUCAGAAGACAUGGGGCCUCACCGGCGCCACUGUUCAGCCACCCCUGUGACUCGGGGCAUGUCAGUGGCCCUCCCUGGCCUCAGUUUCCUCCUCAUAAAAUGAGAAUAAUUCCUGCCUAGCAGACGGCAGAGCGGGUGCCCCGGAGGCCUCCGCGGAUGGAGGGUGGCCUGGCUGGUGCGAGCACAGUUCUGCAAGGACAAUGUUGAAGAGUGGCAGUGACGGAGAUGGGCCGGUGAUGAAGAUCAAGCAAGAGAAGCCCGAGUGGCUGCUGCAGACGCUGAUGCCGCAGGCCGUGCUCUCCGAGAAGGAUAAGGAAAACAUUUUCCAGCAGCAUCGGGGCCUCCCGCCAUGCCAGACCGUGGGGAAGCCUCGGGCCCUGGGGGGACAGGAGGAGCCUGGGGGUCCAAGAUGGGCCCCUCCCCCUGAGCAGGCCGGGGGGCUGGCGGGCCGGGCUCUCUCUGCCGGCGAGGGUCACUUCGUGUGCCUGGACUGCGGGAAGAAAUUCAGCUGGUGGUCGUCCCUGAAGAUCCACCAGCGCACCCACACCGGGGAGAAGCCGUACCUGUGCGGCAAGUGCGGCAAGAGCUUCAGCCAGAAGCCCAACCUGGCGCGCCACCAGCGCCACCACACGGGCGAGCGGCCCUUCUGCUGCCCCGAGUGCGCGAGGCGCUUUAGCCAGAAGCAGCACCUGCUCAAGCACCAGAAGACCCACGCGCGGCCCGCCACCCACUCGUGCCCCGAGUGCGCGCGCUGCUUCCGCCACCAGGUGGGCCUCCGCAUCCACCAGCGCGCGCACGCCCGGGACCGCCUGGGCGCCCGCGCGGGGCUGCAGGAGUUGCUGCGGGACGCCGCCGCCGCCCGCAGGGGCUGUCGCCUGCGGCCCGGGCCGCCGCGGGGCCGCCCCGAGUGGGCCUGGCUGGGGCUCUGCCAGGGCUGGUGGCGCCAGGCGGGGGCCCGGGCCGCAGUCGCCGCCGCGGGGCCGGGCGAGCAGCGCCAGUUCAUCUGCAACGAGUGCGGCAAGAGCUUCACGUGGUGGUCGUCCCUGAACAUCCACCAGCGCAUCCACACGGGCGAGCGGCCCUACCCGUGCCCCGAGUGCGGCCGCCGCUUCAGCCAGAAGCCCAACCUGACGCGGCACCUGCGCAACCACACCGGCGAGCGGCCGCACCCCUGCCUGCACUGCGGCCGCAGCUUCCGCCAGAAGCAGCACCUGCUCAAGCACCAGCGCACGCACCUGCCCGGCGCCCAGGCGGCGCGCUGCCCCAGCUGCGGCCAGAGCUGCCCCAGCCGCGCGGCCCUGCGCGCCCACCAGCGCGCGCACGCCGCCCCCGCCGCCGCGCCGCCGCGCCCCGGGCCCGCCGUGCGCAGCGAGCCGCAGGCCGAGGCGCCCCCGGGGCUGACGGCGCCGCCGCGCGGCCCCCAGGCGGCCCGGGGCCCGGGCGGCGCGCCGUGGGGCCGGGCGCGGGCGGGCCUGGCCGGGCCGGGUGAGCCCCGCCAGUUCAUCUGCAACGAGUGCGGCAAGAGCUUCUCGUGGUGGUCGGCGCUCACCAUCCACCAGCGCAUCCACACGGGCGAGCGGCCCUACCCGUGCCCGGAGUGCGGCCGCCGCUUCAGCCAGAAGCCCAACCUGACGCGGCACCGGCGCAACCACACGGGCGAGCGGCCCUACCUGUGCGCCGCGUGCGGCCGCGGCUUCAGCCAGAAGCAGCACCUGCUCAAGCACCAGCGCGUGCACCGGGGGGCCCUGGCGCCCACCCCCAGCGCCAAGGACCAGGCGCUUUAGUGCGCCUGGGACCCAAGCGGACUCGUGGGGGCGGGAGGGGAUGUCUGUGGGGGUGCGCGUGGCCAGGAAUGGUGGCUUCUACGACCCCAGGGGGUAAACCCCCGUCAAAAGGCGAUUUCCUCCAGGCUCCGAAAGCUAGAGAACAGAAUUCCAGUAGCAUCCCAAAGGGGACAGGUAGAGGUCCCAGUGUGGGCUCAGGGAGGACGUAAGACGAAGCAUUGCUCACUCAGGAGCCCGGAUGUGUCCGUCUGUCCCUCGGAGGUGGGAGGGAGGUGGGGAAUGGCCCAGGGCUGGACUGAUUGUCCCAUGCAGGCUGCCGGAUGGCCAGAGGCCAGUCUAGUGCGGGGAGUUUUAACAGACGCGCUGGUAUAGCAAGGACAGAAGCCAAGCAGUAGCGGCUGAGGAGGGUCAAGCACAGUCCCAAUGUCAAGGGCAGUGCCUGGCACUUAAUGGCCAUUCAGUGCAUAUGUUUGGAAGGACUGAAUGGUUCUGCGGUCCUUCUCAACCCUGAGUGCCCCAAAGCCCAGGGUGCUGCCACAGCGGGCUGGACGUUGGGACUGGUAUGGGUGUGGUGGCCGGACUGGCACCAGAGGGGUGGGUGGCAGCUGAGGUUCAGUAGCUUGGGGAGGGGCCCACAGCAGGAAAGGAAGCCCUCGUGUGGCGCUCCCAGUGGCCAUCACUGACUUGGAUCCUUCUCAAUGUCAGUGUUGCAGAAGAGAAAAAAAUGAAGGAUGGACGGUCUCACGUGGUCUCACUGUCCUUUGUAAGCUGCCCUUUUGGAACUCUAGGUCUGUGUGUGCUCUGAGGCAUCCAUUUGCCCCCAGGACCGGGACAGGGAGCUCGACCUUGAGCGUAGCAGCUCCCCAUGCCUGGUUCUGGCUGGGGGUGGGGGGCAGUACUCUCCUACCCUCUCCAAGCCAUUUGGUAUCUUCCCACAUGCCCUCCUCUACUUCUGGU
Neofelis nebulosa (Clouded leopard) is the source of this 3899-nucleotide messenger RNA. It is a transcript of the gene ZNF775, whose product is annotated as zinc finger protein 775. Gene Ontology annotation, molecular function: DNA-binding transcription factor activity, RNA polymerase II-specific; RNA polymerase II transcription regulatory region sequence-specific DNA binding. Bases 1359 to 2942 code for a protein of 527 amino acids. Gene Ontology annotation, cellular component: nucleus. The transcript is spliced from 4 exons. NCBI's taxonomy places the organism in Eukaryota, Metazoa, Chordata, Mammalia, Carnivora, Felidae. The record is from RefSeq and is a predicted model, not a curated record. Gene Ontology annotation, biological process: regulation of transcription by RNA polymerase II.